CCACACCUAGUGUGUCCUCUGAUGAGCAUAUCAGGGAUGAUAGUGUGGAGGACAGUCGCAAUCACAUAGGAUUCCUCAGACGUGCCACUCAGUUACUUUCUCGGUAUGGAAUUGAAACUCAUGGCAUCGUGCCGGUGCCAACAGAGGAACGUCUCGAGACUCGGUGGUACCAGUUGUUUUUCAUUUGGUUUUCCUCUUCCAUGAAUAUCUUGUCAUCCAGCACCGGCGCUGCUGGCCCUGCAUUUUUUUCCCUGGGAGUUCGCGACUCCAUAGCUAUCAUCGUCAUCGUUAACCUAGUAUGCUGUUUAUCGCCAGGAUUAUUUGCCAUUUUCGGGCCAAAGCUUGGCAUGCGAGCUAUGGUGCAAGCAAGGUUCUCAUGGGGGUAUUUCGGUGCCAUCAUACCGGCCGUCUUGAAUGUUAUCACAUCCGAAGGCUUCCUUAUUCUGAACUGCAUUAUUGGCGGACAAACGAUAGCUAGCUUGUCUCCUCAACUUAAUGAUACUCUUGGUAUCGUCAUCAUUGGUAUCACAUCUCUUGUGGUCACUUUCUGUGGAUACCGCGUUAUCCAUUGGUACGAAAGUGUUGCCUGGAUCCCGAAUGUAAUUGCUUUUAUCGCCAUGCUGGCUAUCGGUUAUCCACAACUACGCGAAAACCUAUCGGCUCCUGUCCCUCCAGCAACACCUGCUAAUGUCAUAUCUUUUGCAUCCUUUCUCGCAUCUAAUAUGAUCAGCUGGAGUACCAUGAUCUCUGACUAUGGCAUAUACCAUAGCCCUGAUGCUUCUUCUGCCAGAAUUUUUAUCUACACAUAUCUUGGGUUCUUCGUGUCUAGUGUGACUGGUCAGGCUCUGGGUGCCGCAUUCGCAGCAGCAGCUCCGAGCGUGCCUGCUUGGAAUGCAGGAUUCGAUGAUAGCUCUUCCAUCGGUGGCUUGUUGCACAGCGUCUUGUUACCUACAGGCGCAUUUGGAGAAAUCCUGACUGCUUUGGUCGCUCUCAGCGUAACCAGUGCCUGUGCACCAACGAUGUAUACGUUCAGCACCAGUUUCAUGGCUAUUGCUGCGUGGUUUGGUGCGGUUCCCAGAUGGGUAUAUAUCCUCGUCUCAGAGGGAAUCCUGAUACCAGUGGCCAUUAUUGGUGCCAAAAGGUUUUAUGCUACCUUUGUCGACAUCCUUAGUACAAGUCCCAAAUACCGGUGUCUAUUGUUUGCGCUAACAUGCUGAUCUCUCAGACAUCAUUGGAUAUUGGUCAUCAGCAUUCUCUGCGAUAGUACUCACAGAGCAUGUGUUAUUUCGGCGAGCCUCGUUUUCUGAGGAUCAAUAUCCCAUCUCGACUUGGGAUUCGUAUACUCUUUUGCCUAGUGGUAUUCCUGCGGUCGUGGCCUUCGUGUGCGCGUGUGGAGCUCUUGUUCCGUUCAUGUCACAGGCUUGGUAUGUAGGAUCAGUUGCGAGGCAGGGCAGUGGAGAUGUUGGUGUGUUCGUAGGGUUUGUUGUGGGAGCUAUCACCUAUGCGUUGGCGAGGAGUUUCGAGAAAAUACUGUACAAGAAGAUGGGUAAAAAUGCUCACUAGUACUUAUAUCGACGUGUACAUGAAUUGUAUUUGAUUAGAGACAAGUUAUUUUUUGAUUGGUGCCAA
Messenger RNA from Suillus subalutaceus, 1629 nucleotides. Its product is annotated as permease for cytosine/purines, uracil, thiamine, allantoin-domain-containing protein. The coding region runs from base 201 to 1217 and encodes 338 amino acids. Gene Ontology annotation, cellular component: plasma membrane. Gene Ontology annotation, molecular function: transmembrane transporter activity. NCBI's taxonomy places the organism in Eukaryota, Fungi, Basidiomycota, Agaricomycetes, Boletales, Suillaceae. The transcript is spliced from 11 exons. The record is from RefSeq and is a predicted model, not a curated record. Gene Ontology annotation, biological process: transmembrane transport.